AUGUCUCGCUACCAGUAUCAACCCCUCGAUUCAUCAACCAACCAAAUCAGACUCCUUCGUCUUCGAAAGGGCUACCACACCGACACGAUAGAGUGCGAGAUUUUCGAAACCUCUCUCGACGAAGCCGACUGCAUACCCUAUGAAGCUCUGUCCUACACCUGGGGUUUUGAGGCGGAACCUGCUGAGGUCAAGCUAAAUGGCGAACUGGCAUGGGUCACCUGGAACUUGUACAUGGCCCUCAGCUGCCUGCGUCUCAGUGAUCGCGACAGGUUACUGUGGGUGGACGCGCUGUGCAUCAACCAGUCAAACGACCAGGAGAGAGGCCACCAGGUCUCCCACAUGAAGGAGAUCUACCAGAAUGCCGAGCAAGUGCUGAUCUGGCUCGGUCGCGCGGGCGACAACGUCGACCUCCUCUUCGAUCUUAUGACCCAGCUUGAGAGGCGCGCCAUGCUGCAGAGCAACUACCGGAAGCAGUCCCCCGAGAGCUGGCGGGCGAUAUGGCCGGCCAUGGUGGAGGAGCAGGGCGGAACCCAGUCGGCCGUUUACGUGAAGCGCCGUGCUGCGAUGCUGGGGCUCCUGCAGCGCGAGUGGUUCCGCAGGAUCUGGGUCUUGCAGGAGGCGGCCAGCGCCCGACGGGCUUUGAUCGUGUGUGGUUGGAGAUCUAUAUCGUCCAGGACGUUUGCCCUGAUGCCCUCGCUGAUGGACAUUGAGCCUGAUGCUCACUCUAGGGCCGUGUUGGAAAUCAUGCCGGGCCACCUGCGAGGCUCUUGCUGGUGGAGCGAGAAACGCACGCUCGAGACAUUGCUAUGGAAGUUCAAGUCCAGCCGGGCAUCCGACCCGAGAGACAGAGUAUAUGCCUUGCUGGGAAUCUCAUCAGAUGCCUAUCGAAAAGAAGCCUUCCCGGCAAAUUACGAAGUCGAUAUCUGCCGAACAACUCAGAACACGAUAUCCUAUCUUCUAUUUGGGACACUGCAUGAUCCAUCUCUCCAUCAACUCCCGGGAUGGGACUUGGACCACGUUUUUUCCCUUCUCGAAACACCGGAUGCACUAGCCAUGGAGGUUUUCAAGUGGGCUUUGCUCAAUUCUGAUGAUACUCUGGCUCUGAGGAUCCUUAAUCUGGAGGGUCUAAAUGUGAAUCAGGACGGUAGUCCCGGCAGAACGCCGUUGCUCAUUCUGAUUUCCCAAGGCGGUCACGAGAAAGUUCUUCAACAUCUCCUGGCCCGAAAGGACUUAGACGUCAAUGUCAAGGUUAACGGAUUCACCGCUCUAUACCAGGCAGUCAUAAAUGGAUUCACAGACGUGGUCAAGGCUCUGCUGACACGAGAAGACAUCCACAUUCAAACCAUCGGCCCCAAUGGAUUCUCCCCUUUAACAGCAGCCGCAGACAAGGGAAGCUUUGAGAUGGCCAAGCUGCUUCUCGACCAUGGGGCAGACAUCGACGGGAACUAUAAGGGAAGUAGCAUAAACCCACUACGACUUGCAUCAACGCGCUCGCAUCCCGAAGUCGCCAAGCUGCUCCUCGAGCGGGGUGCAAGAGCUGACGGGCCCAACGGGCUGUCCCUGCUAACAGCAGCAGCAGGCCAAGGCAAUCUUGAGAUGGCCAAGGCGCUUCUUGACGGCGGGGCAAAUGUCGAGGGAGGUCCUAGCGAAAGCCGAACAACCCCGCUAUGGGUUGCGUCCAAAGAUCAGCAUCCCGAAGUUGUCAGGCUGCUCCUCGAGCGAGGUGCCGAAGUAAACACCAAGCACGGCCAAUUCGGGUCUUCCCCCUUGUGGGCAGCUUCCGAACUUGGCUACGUCGAGAUAAUGGCCCUGCUCCUUGACGCCGGCGCCGACAUCGAAAGCCAUCAGCUGCCACACAGGGCGACGCCGCUUGCCUGUGCUGUUGAGAAUGGACACUGGGAUGCUGUUGAUCUGCUCCUCGAUCGUGGUGCGAACCCAUUUGCCCUGCACACGGACGGGGAAAUGGUAAUACACAAAGCAGUCAGGUUCGGGAAAAUCGAGUUCCUCCGGAUCCUACACCACAGGAACGUCCCAAUGGACACCGCAGGCCGGACUCCAUUACACGUGGCAGCCAAGCAUGGCCAGGUCGAAGAGCUGAAGUUUUUACUGGGCAUCGGCGCGGAUGUCAGCCGCAAGAACGAUUUCAACCAGACGCCCCUAAUGGAAGCUGUGGCGUUUAGCGAUGCGUCAAUCGUCGAGAUACUAAUUGAACAUGGCUCGGAUGUCAACACGUUGGAGGAUGGCAACCGUACACCACUCAUGGUCGCCUCCUCGCUUUGCAGACUCGACACUGUCCGCGUCCUUCUUGAUCACGGCGCUGAUCCGAACAUCCAAGACGUAUCCGGGAGAACAGCUCUGAUGCGCGUUGUUCCCGUCAUGGGUACGGCUAAAAAGAACGGUCUAGGGAAAGAUGCGGAAAUCGCUACGCUCUUGCUUGAAUCAGGGGCAGAUGUGAACUGUCCAGAUCACCAAGGCAGAACAGCACUUUCCUGGGCCGCCGAACGUGGGCUCUUUUCCGUGAUCAGAGUGUUGCUGGGACAUGGGGCUGAUAAGACAGCCAAGGAUAUGUUUGGUAGGGAACCUUUAUCAUAUUCACUAGGAAAGUAA
Clonostachys solani is the source of this 2607-nucleotide messenger RNA. The record is from the annotation of a GenBank genome assembly. Lineage: Eukaryota; Fungi; Ascomycota; Sordariomycetes; Hypocreales; Bionectriaceae.